This is a messenger RNA of Micropterus dolomieu (smallmouth bass), 1730 nucleotides long. It is a transcript of the gene gpha2, whose product is annotated as glycoprotein hormone subunit alpha 2. The record is from RefSeq and is a predicted model, not a curated record. Bases 91 to 666 code for a protein of 191 amino acids. Gene Ontology annotation, biological process: cell surface receptor signaling pathway. Lineage: Eukaryota; Metazoa; Chordata; Actinopteri; Centrarchiformes; Centrarchidae. Gene Ontology annotation, cellular component: extracellular region. The transcript is spliced from 4 exons. Gene Ontology annotation, molecular function: hormone receptor binding; hormone activity.
AGUGGAGAAGAAAGAUAAUCUGUAGAAAAGACAAAAAAAAAAACAUUCACACACUCAGCUCUCUAAUUGUGGGUGUGUCCAGAGCUAUACAUGCCUUUGCUCUUACCUGUGUUACUUAUAUCCCUGCAUGAGGCUCAGAACAGACACAUUCACACACACCUGCCAGUCGACACACCUGCCCUGCACUCGAGAAGUUGCGCUCUCUGCUCUACGUCCUCAGUAACGUCUUACAAACUCUUCCUGGCUGUCAUUCAGAUGUCGGCACGCACGACCUCACAUUUCUGCCUGCUGGUCCUACCAGUGAUGUCACUGCUGGUUCUCUUCUCUCCUAUUGGUUGGAGCUACGAUGGCGUCACCCCAGGGUGUCACUUACACCCUUUCAAUGUGACCAUCCGCAGUGACCGUCGUGGCACAUGCAAAGGCACCCACCUGGUCUACGCCUGCGUGGGCUACUGCGAAUCCAGCGCCUUCCCAUCCCGAUACUCUGUGCUGGUGGCCUCCAACUUCACCCACAACAUCACCUCCACAUCACGAUGCUGCACCAUCAGCAAGGAUGCAAAGGUCAAAGUUCGCCUUGACUGCCCUCGCGGUCGCCAUCAUGAUGAAUUAGAGAUCCUGACAGCGAAGGCGUGUCGCUGCGACAUGUGCCACAAGUCCCGCUACUGACACAUCAGGACAGUGCGCUGCAGACCAAAUGUGCACCAGAACCAAAUUAAAAUUUUGUCAGUCAAACAGUACACACAUUGGUAAAUUGUUGAACCACAAGAGUUUCAGUGAUGCACCAGGAACUAUACUUUUUCUAUCUCUGUCGACUUGUUUUGAAUGUUAAUCCACUCAAUCUUAUUUAACUGAAAAAAGAAUUAGCCUUACUGUCAAAUCCAGGGUUUUCUUCUUUUCUGUUCUCAAAGAAUGAAAGGAAGGUGGACAGAAAAGUAUCAAAAGAUGGCAAGGUCUCUGCAGAUCUACCAAGACCUUGAGACUGCGACAUUUUCUACUAAAAUCAAGUGAAAUUCAUUCAGGCAGAGUAAAACCUGCUCUAGACAUGCCACACAGUACCUAAAAAGUAAAAGGUAUGCUGUUUGUGUGAUUGUUUAUGUGUGUGUUUCUUUGUGUGCACAUGUGUAAAAUGUGAUGUAUGGGAGGUUUUUCUACAAAACUUGAUCGAUGCACAUUUGUGUUAAAGGCUUUAGAAACCAUUCUGUCACUCAUACUUUUUUUUUUGCUUUGAGGCUUGGCAGACACUUUGUAAGCAGCUAGAAAUACAAAAUAGUCACACUACCUUUCUUACUUAGUGACUUAGCAGCAAGUGAAAGUACACAGAGACUCCAGGAUGAUCAUCAAUCAAACUCACUACCCAGAAAAACUGAUUUCACCAGACUUUCACAUCUGUAAUUGUCCAAAAUGGAUGAGAACAUUACAUCACAUUACAUCAUCCCUUCAUUGACUUGUCAGUGAUACAUUGUCAACAUUUAAAUCAACUUAAGGGUCAUACAAGUAGUUUCAUUCUUUGCAAUAACCACUAAACACAGACAAGAGACCAAAGAAUGUACAACAUUUAUUUAUAUUUAUAAAUUUGAACUAAAGGAAAUUUUGUAAAUAAUAUCUAUUGAUGAAACCAAAGAAUGUUGGAAAUGAAAUCAAUGAAAUGAGACAAGAAAGAAUGCACUGUAUAGUUUGUGAUGAAAUUAAAUUGAAUUAACUUCAAUAAAUUUCCAUCCUGCGACUGUAAA